AUGGCAAAUGCGAAGAAGCAACCACAUGUCUUCGCCAACAUUCCUAGGGUUUCGUUUGGAUUCAUGCCGCUUUUCUCCCAUUCCCCACCCUGCUGCACCGCCGCGGCGCCGGCGGUUAAUUCGUGGGACCAGAAGUCGAGAUUUAUCCCUUCGUCAUGGAGGAACUGCAAGGUCACGUCUCCAAUUCUUCGUUUCUCCCAGAAUGACAAAUUCAACGUGUCUCGGUUAGCUCUUAGCCACUCUAGGCGGGGAGUUAAGGACCGGGCCAUAUCAAUGGCAUUAGUGGGCAACACUGUUGGACAAAAGGGGGAGGUGGUCACCUCCUCUAGCAUCUUGGCGUAUGAUUUGAUUCAGGGGGCACUUGUGAGAUGGAGUUCUGUUAUGGACAGAUCUUUACCUGAUCCACCAACAGCUGUUUUUCUGCAUGGGAUCCUAGGUUGCAGAAAAAACUGGGGAACUUUUGCUAGGAGAUUGGCUCAAGAGUUUCCUACAUGGCAGUUUCUUUUAGUAGACCUGCGAUGUCACGGUGAUUCAGCAUCAAUCAAGAAGAGAGGUCCCCAUACUGUUGCGUCUGCUGCUAUUGAUGUUUUGAAACUGGUUCGAGAUCUCAGAAUAACACCUCGUGUGCUAGUUGGUCAUAGUUUUGGGGGGAAAGUUGUGUUGAGCAUGGUGGACCAAGCUGCAAAGCCUCUUGCUCGGCCAGUGAGAGCCUGGGUUCUGGAUGCAACCCCUGGAAAAGUUCGAGCAGGUGGAGAUGGAGAAGAUCAUCCAGCAGAACUCAUAUCCUUUCUAAGUACACUGCCAAAGGAGGUCUCUACAAAGCGGGACGUUGUCCGAGCUCUUAUUCAACAAGGAUUUUCCAAUGAUGUGGCACAGUGGGUUGUGACUAACCUGCGACCUUCCAGCUCUCCUGGUUCACAAUCGUCAAGCUUCUCAUGGGUGUUUGACCUAAGGGGAAUUGCAGAAAUGUAUCAAUCCUACGAAGAAACAAAUUUGUGGAAAAUUGUUGAAGAUGUACCUCGUGGGGUGCAUAUGAACUUUCUGAAAGCAGAAAGAAGCUUGCAUAGAUGGGCUCUUGAAGAUCUUCGGAGGAUCCAUGCAGCUGAAGAGCUUGCUGCUGAGGAAGGAGGUGGAGUUGAAAUGCACGUCCUUGAAGAUGCUGGCCAUUGGGUUCAUGCUGAUAACCCGGACGGACUCUUCAGGAUACUGUCAUCAUCUUUCGAGGGGGGCAAGACCUGA
This is a messenger RNA of Sphenostylis stenocarpa, 1239 nucleotides long. The record is from the annotation of a GenBank genome assembly. Lineage: Eukaryota; Viridiplantae; Streptophyta; Magnoliopsida; Fabales; Fabaceae.